Gossypium raimondii (Peruvian cotton) is the source of this 1873-nucleotide messenger RNA. RefSeq names its product transcription factor TCP20. Gene Ontology annotation, cellular component: nucleus. The record is from RefSeq and is a predicted model, not a curated record. The coding region runs from base 311 to 1213 and encodes 300 amino acids. NCBI's taxonomy places the organism in Eukaryota, Viridiplantae, Streptophyta, Magnoliopsida, Malvales, Malvaceae. The transcript is spliced from 3 exons. Gene Ontology annotation, molecular function: DNA-binding transcription factor activity; sequence-specific DNA binding.
AAGGGGAAACGAAGAAAGGAAAGGCUCAUGCAUUCAUAUAUGAGCCAUGGAGAAAGAAAAGAAAGAAAAAUGACAUCUUGUGAAAAGCAAGAAUAAAAAUUUUGACAUUUCGGGUAUGUGUGCUUUGGGAUUUCAAUAUUAUAAUUAUCAUAGUUUGUCUUCACAUUCCUUGUCAGAGAACAGUGAAAACUCAUCAAAGUCUAGGACUUCUCAGGUCACCUUCUUCAAUCAAAGAGGACUCCUCUUAUAUAUAUAUAUAUUGUUUUUCUUUUAAUUUGCCCCCACACCCCCACCCUUUUUUUACCUGUUUAUGGAUCCCAAGGGCGCCAAGCAGCCUCCAGAGGAAGUAGCCAACUUGUUGAGCCUGCCACCCCAACCCCAACAGCAACAGCCUCAAAACAUGGGAGAGAAUAAAGCAGCAGAAAUCAAGGAUUUCCAGAUUGUGGUUGCAGAUAAAGGAGAAGGGAAGAAGCAACAGUUGGCCCCAAAGAGAAGUUCUAACAAAGACAGGCACACCAAAGUUGAAGGAAGAGGUAGAAGGAUAAGGAUGCCUGCUUUAUGUGCUGCUAGAAUCUUUCAGUUGACCAGGGAAUUGGGUCACAAGUCUGAUGGGGAAACAAUACAGUGGCUGUUACAACAAGCUGAACCAUCCAUAAUUGCCGCCACUGGGAGCGGAACAAUUCCAGCAUCAGCUUUGGCUGCAGCUGGAGGCUCAGUUUCACAGCCAGGGGCCUCUCUAUCAGCAGGGUUGCACCAAAAGAUGGAAGAUUUAGGGGGGUCCAGUAUAGGGUCAGGGAGCAGUAGGACCAGUUGGACAAUGGUUGGUGGCAAUUUGGGAAGACCCCAUCAUGUGGCGACCGGGUUAUGGCCACCAGUCAGUGGUUUUGGGUUUCAGUCAUCAUCUGGUCCGUCUACAACAAAUUUAGGCAGUGAUAGUUCCAAUUAUCUGCAAAAGCUUGGGUUUCCAGGUUUUGAUUUGCCAGCUAGUAACAUGGGUCAGAUAAGUUUCACCUCAAUCUUGGGCGGAGCUAAUCAGCAGCUCCCGGGUUUGGAACUUGGGUUAUCUCAAGAUGGUCAUAUUGGGGUCUUAAAUCCUCAUGCUUUGAACCAGAUUUAUCAGCAGAUGGAGCAAGCUCGGAUGCAACCCCAACAUCAGCAUCAGCACCAGCAACAACCCCCUGCUAAGGAUGACUCCCAAGGAUCGGGCCAGUAAAGCUUUAAACUUUGAGAGCAAGAUGAAAAUGAGUAGGAUUCCUGAGACAGGAUCGCUUUGUUUUUUCUUGUAAUGGUUCAGUAUUGUAUAAUGGGGAAAACAAAAAAAAAAAAAAUAACAAGUGUGAGAGAAAUGGAUACUUUUCCUCUCAGAAAUCUAUGGGGACUAGAUUGAGUGGCUUCUUUCUUUCUGCACUGCUUCACCCAAGUUUCCAUUACAGAGGUGGAGCUUUGCACAGCUCAGUAGCUUGGAUUUGGGCUCAACUUCUUGUUUGAUUCAGGGUGAAGAAAGAAAUGGGUAGUAGGGGGAGUUCAAGUAGCAGGCAAUUACAAAGAAAGCCCAAUUAAGCUUUGGUGUUGAAUUGGAACGCCCACUCGAAUCAUCUCGCAAAGACAAAAGGGAAUAUGAUGAUGGAGUCCACUUCUACAGCUGGUAGCCAUGAACCUCAACCUUUUCUGCACCUUCAAUUCUAGAUGAUCUGAAUCUAUAGCUAUAGCUACCAUUUCUUAGAUUCUGCCUUUAUAUAUUUACAUAUGUUUCUUUCUUUGUACACCUUUCCUUUCUUAUCCUAUCCUAGUGUGUGCUUUGCAUAAACCGUGAAUUCUUAGGCUAAAAUAAAAUGAAAUGAAUUACACUCCAAUAGACUAAACUUCUAUAGAA